Molecule: messenger RNA, 621 nt
Organism: Exophiala aquamarina CBS 119918
Lineage: Eukaryota; Fungi; Ascomycota; Eurotiomycetes; Chaetothyriales; Herpotrichiellaceae
Exons: 2
Coding region: 1-621 (206 amino acids)
Biological process (GO): late endosome to vacuole transport; protein transport; endosome transport via multivesicular body sorting pathway
Cellular component (GO): ESCRT III complex; multivesicular body
Source: RefSeq, a predicted model, not a curated record
AUGUCCGGUCUCGAAAAGGCACUCUUCAACCUCAAGUUUACCUCCAAGCAAUUAAACAGACAAGCCGCUAAAGCGGACAAAGACUCACGCACCGAGCAGGCGAAGCUCAAGAAAGCCUUGACCCAAACACCACCACAGCCACAAAUCGCCCGCCUAUAUGCAAGCAACUCGAUCCGCAACUCCCAACAACGAAUCCAACUCCUCACACUGGCCGCCCGCAUCGAUGCCGUCGCCGCCCGCGUACAAACCGCCAUCACGAUGCGGACGGUGACGCAAUCGAUGGCGCAGACAGUCAAGGGCAUGGACGCGGCCCUAAAAAACAUGGAUCUGGAGAAGAUCGGCGCCGUGAUGGAGAAGUUCGAGUCGCAGUUUGAAGACCUCGAUGUUGUGACUGGAUACUACGAGGGUGUUGCCGGUGGGGUCGAGAGCCAGCAGAUCGGCGUCGAGGGCCAGGGUGAGGUGGAGGCGCUGAUGAACCGCGUUGCUGACGAGGCUGGUGUCGAGCUGUCGCAGGAGAUGCAGCAAAAGGUGCCAGAGAAUGAGCCGCCUCAGGCUGAGUCCGCCGAGAGGGCAAAACUUGAGGAGGGCCUUGGGGAUAGGCUGAGAGCGCUGAGGAAUUGA